Molecule: messenger RNA, 1696 nt
Organism: Gilbertella persicaria
Lineage: Eukaryota; Fungi; Mucoromycota; Mucoromycetes; Mucorales; Choanephoraceae
Exons: 4
Coding region: 200-1696 (498 amino acids)
Source: RefSeq, a predicted model, not a curated record
ACUAUUAUUAUUAUGGCAAAGACAGAUAUAAAGAAAGAGAAACCAAAGUUUCAGCAGACAAAACUAUGUUUUGGAACCUUUCCCGUCAAAGUGUCAACUGAAAAGGAGAUUGACAAGGCCAAGAAAACCGAUCAUACUUCUACUGGAAAACUAGAGAAAUCAAUUCGAAUGCUAGAUAUUGGAAAUAAAAAGAGAAAAGAUGAACAUCCUGACCCUUGCGUUGAUUGUAAUAGUUCAAUGUACAGGUUUAAAAGAGAGUUCAAAUAAGCCUUGUACACAUAAUUUCUGUAUUGACUGUAUCAAGCGAGAAGCUGGUGAAGACUUAGAAUGGAUCAAGGAAAACAAGACUGAUUUUUUUCAUACAAAUGGUCAAAUUAUUCGACACCGGGUACCACGGUUAUCGUUCAACAAAAAACAAAUUCGAGUAGUACAACCUCCAACUUUGACAGCCAUUGAUCUGAUUUAUUCAGAACAAGAAAUCUGGACCCGUUUACAGAUUCGUGAAUUUUUAUUUCGUUUUGGUGAUUUGUACAGAUUCGACCAUCGAUUUAUCAGUCCAUUACAAAAUGUUCAGGGCGAUUGGAAAAUCAAGCGAUUUGGCGCUUAUAUCGUAUUUCAGUCCUUGUCUAUUCUUAGUUCUAGUACACAUUUUGAACUUGCUUUUACAAAUGAUCAAAACUCUCUUCCACAGAUGGCAAAAAAGAUUAUAAACGACUGGAUAGUAGAAAAAAAGAUCAACAAAUACUUUCUUGAUACCAAAUCUAGACAUCAGGCUUUGUUGGAUAGUCUUUUACAAGAAGGCAUGUCAGGAAAGCGAUGGUUAGACAUAGCAGAGUUAUUGGCAGCAGCACAAGUAAAAGAUAUUCCUAUCCCUACUUCUCAAGACUUUGUUCGAAGACAAAAAGAUGAAAAUGAUAUGGACAUCGAUCAAGAUGAUGAGGAAGAAGAACGUAUUCACGCUAUAGAACUCAAGUAUAGACGCUUUCAGAAAUCAGCGCGCAGUGCCUCUUUGCUGUCGAUUGAAGAUGAACUAAAGCUAAUUUAUAUGCUAUUAGAAGUAUUGUUAUUUGAACAUGAAAUCAGACAAUCUCUGAAUACAACGAUAAAACCCAAAGAACUAGAUUUCGAAUUCAAAGAGCUUUCUAAAGAUUUUCUUGCAAAUGAUGAUAAAAACAAAAGCAGAAAGAACGCAUUAACCAGCAGAAUCACACAGCUUGGGUCUGUUCGAAAUAAGCAGAAAGAACUCCAACAAGCUCAGAUUGAAUUGGAUUUAUUGGAAACGCAUAUACGGGAUGAACGCUUAAACUUUGAGUCAAAAAAGAUUGAACGUGAUGUGAAUAUAGCCAAAUCUCAAAAGAGAAUGGGUCUCGCAGGCGUUGAUCAUUUGGGCAAUGAAUAUUGGAUGUUUAGCAACAUACUUGAUAUACAUCAUGCAAAUGAUCUUCGCAAUAGUGAAACUUAUUGGGCAUACGGCGCAAUUGUCAUUGGCCCUGGUUAUGAGCAACAAGCACAAGAAAAGAAAUGGUGGUUUGUCAAAGGAAAGAAAGACUUGACUCAGUUAGUGGAUUGGCUUAAACAACAAGGAAGACCUGACCAAAAUGAAUCACUGAUCUCACUUGCAAGUCAGCUGUGCCGUCGUGUAGAGCAUUUGACUUCUUUAGAAUGGGCGGUUUAUGGUGAUGGAUUCUUUUCAUAA